GGAGGCGGGGUGAAAAGAGGCGGUGCUGGCCUAGGCCUGCGUCUUGGCGCCUCGCACUGCCACCUCCACCCGCGGAGAGCAGGGCACAUGAGAUGGCCGCAGAUGACAAACGGUCUCCGACACUGGACUCUACCAGUGAUCUACCUCACUCUCCUAGUAGUCCGUCUCAUCUUACCCACUUCAAGCCCCUGACUCCUGACCAAGAUGAUCCUCCUUUUAAAUCAGCCUACAGUUCUUUUGUAAAUCUAUUCCGUUUCAGCAGAGAUGAUGGCAGGCUUUCAUCCCCGGCAGAGAGAGCAGAGGCAGGACAGAGUGACCCACAAGCGUUAAGUGGUGGCUGGUCCAGUCCUCAGCAUCCCACCAGGGCUCAGUCUCUGAGGUCACCGGUUCCUUACAAAAAGCAUCCGACCAGCGAGCUCCAAAGAAGAUCUUCUUCAACUCUUGACAAUCGAAGGAAAGUAGAACCUCCUCUUGGAGGUCAUGAUCCUCGAACAGCUGUUCAGUUAAGAAGCCUCAGCACUGUUUUAAAGCGUCUCAAAGAAAUCAUGGAGGGGAAAAGCCAGGACAGUGACUUGAAGCAGUACUGGAUGCCUGACAGCCAGUGCAAAGAGUGCUAUGACUGCAGUGAGAAAUUUACCACCUUCCGGCGGAGGCACCACUGUCGACUUUGUGGGCAGAUCUUUUGUAGUCGGUGCUGCAAUCAGGAAAUCCCUGGAAAGUUCAUGGGCUACACAGGGGAUCUCCGAGCCUGCACUUACUGCCGCAAAAUAGCCUUAAGCUAUGCACACUCCACAGACAGUAACUCCAUUGGAGAAGACUUAAAUGCACUGUCAGAUUCUGCCUGUUCUGUAUCGGUGCUGGAUCCCGGCGAGCCACGCACUCCUGUUGGGAGCCGUAAAGCAAGCCGCAACAUCUUUCUUGAGGAGGAUCUUACCUGGCAAAGUUUGAUUCACCCAGAUUCUUCAACUACCACACUGUCUGCACGCCUUGGGUCCGUCCAGGAGGAUGCAGGGAAGUCACCAGCUAGGAACCGAUCAGCCAGCAUCACUAACCUGUCACUGGAUCGGUCAGGGUCACCAAUGGUGCCUGCCUAUGAGACGUCUGUCAGCCCUCAGGCCAGUCGCACACAUAUGAAGGCAGAGACCAGCGAGGAUGAGCGCAAAAUCCUUCUGGACUCAGCCCAGCUAAAAGAUCUGUGGAAGAAAAUCUGCCAUCACAACAGCGGGAUGGAGUUCCAAGACCAUCGCUACUGGCUGCGGACACAUCCCAACUGCAUCGUAGGAAAAGAGCUGGUCAACUGGCUCAUCAGAAAUGGACACAUAACCACGAGGGUCCAAGCCAUUGCAAUAGGGCAAGCAUUGGUUGAUGGACGCUGGCUCGAGUGUGUCAGUCAUCAUGAUCAGCUCUUCAGAGAUGAGUAUGCCCUCUACAGACCAUUACAGAGCACAGAGUUCUCAGAAACCCCAUCUCCAGAUAGUGACUCUGUGAACUCUGUUGAGGGGCACUCUGAGCCAUCCUGGUUCAAAGAUAUCAAGUUUGAUGACAGUGACACAGAGCAGAUUGCUGAUGAAGGAGAAGAUAACUUAGCCAACUCCUCCAGCCCUAGCAAGCGCACUUCAGUCAGCAGCUUCCAGUCCACAAUGGACAGUGAUUCAGCCGCCUCCAUCAGCCUGAACGUGGAGAUGGACAACGUGAACUUCCAUAUCAAGAAGCACUCCAAGUACCCACAUGUGCCCCCUCAUCCUGCUGACCAAAAAGAGUACUUGAAUCCUGAAAACGGAGGGCAGCAGAUGUUCUCUAUAAGUGAUGCUUUUAUUAAAGAGUCAUUAUUCAACAGAAGGGUGGAGGAGAAGUCCAAAGAACUGCUUUUCACACCCCUAGGCUGGCACCACAGCAGUCUGGAUCUGCUGAGAGAAGAGAAUGGGGAGAAACAAGCCAUGGAAAGGCUACUGUCUGCUAAUCACAACCACAUGAUGGCAUUGCUUCAGCAGCUUCUGUACAAUGAGUCCUUAUCACUCUCCUGGAGGGAUAUCAUUGUACCUGUGGUCUGCCAGGUAGUACAAACUGUGCGGCCUGAUGUCAAGAACAGAGAUGAUGACAUGGAUAUCCGACAGUUUGUCCACAUCAAAAAGAUCCCUGGUGGAAAGAAAUUUGAUUCCAUGGUGGUGAAUGGAUUUGUUUGCACUAAGAACGUUGCGCACAAAAAGAUGAACUCUUGCUUAAAAAAUCCCAAAAUUCUUCUGCUGAAGUGCUCAAUUGAAUACCUCUAUCGAGAAGAAACAAAGUUUACCUGCAUAGACCCUAUUGUACUUCAGGAAAGGGAGUUCCUGAAGAACUAUGUGCAGCGGAUAGUUGAUGUCAGGCCAAAUCUGGUCCUUGUUGAGAAGACAGUGUCCCGAAUUGCUCAGGACAUGCUCCUGGAGCAUGGUAUCACUCUGGUCAUCAAUGUUAAGCCGCAAGUGUUAGACCGGGUGAGUCGAAUGACCCAAGGAGACUUGGUGAUGUCAAUGGAUCAGCUGUUGACAAAACCACGUUUGGGGACCUGUCAUAAAUUUUAUAUGCAAGCUUUUCAGUUGCCCAAUGAUCAGACAAAAACCCUGAUGUUCUUUGAAGGGUGUCCCCAGCACUUGGGUUGCACAAUCAAGUUGUGUGGUGCUGCAGAGUAUGAGCUGGCCCGUGUGAAAGAGAUCUUAAUCUUCAUGAUCUGUGUGGCUUAUCAUUCCCAGCUGGAAAUCUCUUUCCUUAUGGAUGAAUUUGCCAUGCCUCCUACUCUGACCAAAAACACCUCCUUUCACUCCCUUAUUGAGGACCCAGGAGAUGAAAAUGAGGAGAACCUCUUCAAUGGUGAUGAAUUCACCACAGCAGCCAGAGACAUUGAACUAUCCUCUGAAAAGCUGCCUGUGGUCUCUGAGUCAGUGUCCUCUGAUGAGGUCAGCUUACUUGAACAAAGAGGUUUGUUUGAAAGAAGUGACCAAGAGAACAGUCAACUGGAAACCAUCCCCUCAAAACAGCAAGAGCACCAUAAAGUGGAGUCACAGUUUCCAGUGUUCAACUCUGUACCUCCUGCAAUACCUGAAACAUCCCUGCUGCCCCUCCAUAGUAUGGACCAGCACUUGGUCAGCCAGACACUAGAACCUCUUCAACAGGCAGAUGAUCUGCAGGAGUCCAAGAGUCAGAUGAGAGUCUUCAGAGACCCUCUUCAGGAUGAUACAGGAUUAUAUGUCACAGAAGAGGUGACUUCUUCUGAGGAUCGUAUCAAGACUUACUCUGCAGCAUUCAAGCAGGAGCUGAAAGAUGUCAUUCUCUGUAUUUCUCCUGUAAUGAUGUUCCGUGAGCCAUUCCUUCUGACGGAAAAAGGCAUGAGAUGCCCUGCCCGGGAAUACUUCCCUGAGCAGGUUUAUUGGUCUCCUCUUCUCAACAAGGAAUACAAGGAGUUGGAGAGCAGAAGGAAGAGACAGUUAUUGCGGGAUCUCUCUGGACUACAAGGGAUGAAUGGGAGCAUCCAAGCCAAGGCUAUCCAAAUCUUACCUUCUCACGAGUUGGUUAAUACUAGAAUAGCAGAACAUCUAGGUGACAGCCAGAGCUUAGCCAGAAUGCUGGCUGACUAUCGGGCCAGAGGAGGGAGGAUACUACAGAAAAGCAUGGAUCCCUUUGCCCAAAGUAAGGAUGUGUCCAGUAUCCCUACUGGAAAAACUGGAUGCAGAAUUGAAGAGGAUGAGAAAGGUCUGACACAGAGUGAAUCCUCAUGGGCGCACAAGGUGGAUUGUCUGAGUCCAGUAAAUCAUCAGAGGCUUUGUGUUCUCUUCAGUAGCUCUUCUGCUCAGUCCAGCAAUGCUCCGAGUGCCUGUGUUAGCCCCUGGAUUGUGACCAUGGAAUUCUAUGGGAAAAAUGAUCUGACUCUAGGGAUUUUCCUGGAGCGCUACUGUUUCAGGCCAUCCUACCAGUGCCCCAGCAUGUUCUGUGAGACGCCAAUGGUGCAUCACAUUCGUCGCUUUGUUCAUGGGCAAGGCUGUGUGCAAAUUGUGUUAAAGGAACUGGACUCUCCGGUCCCUGGUUACCAGCACACCAUUCUCACUUACUCCUGGUGCAGACUCUGCAAACAGGUGACACCAGUUGUUCCCCUUUCCAACGAUUCUUGGUCUAUGUCUUUUGCAAAAUACCUUGAGCUGAGAUUCUAUGGGCAUCAGUACACAAGAAGGGCCAAUGCAGAGCCUUGUGGUCAUUCCAUCCACCACGACUAUCAUCAGUAUUUUUCCUAUAAUCAGAUGGUGGCAUCUUUCAGCUACUCUCCAAUCCGGCUGCUAGAAGUGUGUGUCCCGCUCCCCAAGAUCUACAUCAAGCGGCAGACUCCGUCAAAAGUCACUAUUUUGCAAGAUCUCAAGGAUUUCUCCCAAAAGGUGUCACAAGUGUAUCUUGCUGUUGAUGAUCGCCUUGCUUCUCUGAAAACAGAUACUUUCAGCAAAACUAGAGAAGAGAAGAUGGAAGACCUUUUUGCCCAAAAGGAGAUGGAAGAGGGAGAGUUUCUAAACUGGACUGAGAAAAUCCAAGCAAGGCUGCUUUCAUCAUCAUUAGACACACCUCAGCAGCUGCAAUCUGUUUUUGAGUCUCUGAUUGCUAAAAAGCAGGGACUUUGUGAGAUGCUACAAGCCUGGAAUAGUAGAUUGCAGGAUCUCUUCCAGCAAGAAAAAGGUAGAAAACGUCCAUCAGUACCACCAAGCCCUGGGAGACUGAGGCAAGGUGAAGAAAGCAAGAUCAGUAGCAUGGAUGCUUCCCCACGCAAUGCUUCUCCAGCACUGCAAAAUGGAGAAAAAGAGGAUCGUUUCCUGACUACAUUAUCAAGUCAGAGCUCCACAGGCUCUACACAUCUUCAUGUGCCCACUUCUCCAGAGGCUGUAUCAGAGCAUAUGACUGGUGCCAACACGCUGUCUGAACAGGAUACGACAAGCAGCUCAGAAGAUGUGUUUGAUGGACACUCACUGGGAUCUACAGACAGUCAAGUGAAGGAGAAGUCUACUAUGAAAGCUAUUUUGGCUAACUUUUUGCCUGGAAACAGCUAUAACCCCAUUCCAUUUCCCUUUGACCCAGAUAAACACUACCUAAUGUAUGAGCAUGAACGUGUACCUAUUGCAGUCUGUGAGAAGGAACCAAGCUCCAUCAUAGCUUUUGCUCUCAGUUGCAAGGAGUACAGGAAUGCCCUUGAUGAGUUGUCCAAAGCAUCUCUGAAGAACAGUUCUGAAGAAGGACUACAACCAAACAGCACAUCAGACAACAAACCAAAGACAAGUAGCCCUGUCCGCCUGCCUGAGGCUAACAUGGGUCCUUCAAACCGCAGUGCUGAACCAGAGCAGCCAAAGAAACCGUCUGGCGUUUUGUCUUUCUUCCGUGGCACGGGAGGGAAGAGCCCAGACCUGUCUUCUCAGAAGAAAGAGACCUUACGUGGUGCUGACAGUGCUUACUACCAGGUCGGACAGAUGAGUAAAGAGGGAAUGGAAAACCAAGGAGCAGAACCUCAAGAUGACAUAGAUGGAGGAGAUGGACAGAAGAGGCAGCUGGUGAAUCCCCAUGUGGAACUACAGUUCUCAGAUGCAAACGCCAAGUUCUACUGCCGGAUUUAUUACGCUGGCGAGUUUCACAAGAUGCGGGAAGUGAUACUGGGGAGCAGUGAGGAGGACUUCAUUAGAUCUCUCUCUCACUCCAUGCCCUGGCAGGCACGAGGUGGCAAAUCUGGGGCUGCAUUCUAUGUGACUGAAGAUGAUAGAUUCAUCUUGAAGCAGAUGCCUCGUCUGGAAGUCCAGUCAUUCCUUGACUUUGCUCCACACUACUUCACUUACAUCAUUAAUGCAGUUCAGCAGAAGAAGCCCACAGCACUGGCCAAAAUCCUUGGGGUAUAUCGAAUUGGAUACAAGAACUCUCAAAACAACACUGAAAAGAAGCUGGAUCUGCUUGUCAUGGAAAAUCUUUUCUAUGGCAGGAAAAUGGCUCAGGUGUUUGAUCUGAAGGGCUCCCUCCGGAACAGAAAUGUUAAAACAGACACAGGCAAAGAAAGCUGUGAUGUAGUCCUGCUGGAUGAGAACCUUCUGAAGAUGGUCCGGGACAAUCCUUUGUACAUCCGUUCUCAUUGCAAGGCUGUGCUGAGAGCUUCCAUACACAGUGAUUCCCAGUUCCUCUCCAGCCACCUCAUCAUCGACUAUUCCCUGCUGGUGGGUCGUGAUGAUACCAAUAAUGAGCUGGUCGUUGGGAUCAUUGACUACAUUCGCACUUUUACCUGGGACAAAAAGCUUGAAAUGGUGGUAAAGUCAACUGGCAUCUUAGGAGGGCAAGGUAAGAUGCCAACUGUCGUCUCUCCAGAGCUGUACCGGACCAGGUUUUGUGAAGCUAUGGACAAGUAUUUCCUGAUGGUGCCAGACCAUUGGACAGGACUGGGCCUGAACUGCUAAGCUAAAACCCAUAUUGGGAAAGCACAAGAGGAUGAUGACAUUUUAGGCCACUCCCUUCCUGCAGUCUGUCAGCAGUAAGAAGGAGGAUUGCAGUUCCAUGUCUACACUGGCCAUGUGUUCAUGUUGUGAAAUCUGCUUGUUGCACUUCAGUCCUCUUCUGGAGGUCGAUAAGCUAACCAGCUUCACUGAGGAUCUAAACUGUAGGGUUCCACUGAACAGCAUUGAUGAGAGACAUCUCCUGUCAGUAGGGACAGUGACACUAUCUCCACAUAAGAGUACUGGAAGAGGUACUGUGCAUUUCAUGAUGUUGUAGAAGGACAUGAUCUUGAAGUCUUGCAUUGCCUAAGUGGUGCUGAAUAUGAGCAGUUCAUGUUUCUGUAGUGGAUAUAUACUGCAAAUGUGAAGUUGCCCUCUGCCCACAUUGGUGCAGGGGGGAGAGAAGAAUGAAGUUAAUUCCUGAGUUCUGCUGUUGCAGUGGUCUGCAGCAGUUCUGGUUAGGAUCCAUGAAUGUCUCACUUAUGCUCUGUAGCUUCAGUUUUUCCUGGGUUCUGCAAACAGUAUUUUUUUUUAUUUGUACUGUUUUUAAAAGGCAGCUUCACCACUCUAAUGCCAUAUCAUGACAUCUUUUAAGUUAUAUUACUUCAAUACAAUUCUGUCUUUAUCUGUUGCAAUCUCAUUUUAUCUGAAUCCCAUAAAAAUGGGUUGCCUGUCAUCAGCGUACUGCGAAACCCAGAACAGAUUCCUUUAAUCCUGGGCAGCACCUUGAUCUGAAUGUUGUCCAAAUCCCCAAAAGCAGGUAACUGAAAAAUACACCCUUUAAUUUAACAAGACUUGAUUAAUUACAGUUAUGAAGCUCUUUCCUUAGCAGAAGGCACUACGUUGCAAGAAAAAUGAAGCAUACUGCCUUGCAGUGACAACUUUUUCCUUAGUGAAGCCAUCAUUCCUGACAGAUCAAAUCCAUUUCAAUUCCCCAAGACUUUCAAACAGUGCAUUUACCUCAUGGUGAAAUUUUGCCAGGACAAUGUUUUUCUUGUGGUCUUAAUGUGCUGAUGAGAAUGAGCAUCCAGAUCUUGUCACGCUGUGCAGUUCCAAGGGGAAAGCUCUCUUCAGCAGUGUUUUUAUUUCUUUUCCCCACCACUGGGAUGAAUGUAGUUGUCAUUUUCUGUAAGAAAAACAAACCUGAACUAACAAGUGUCUUGAAUGAUGGAUAAGAUGUGCAAACCUGUGAAUCUCUGUUAUGGUAAGAAGUAGCACUUCUUUCCAUUUUAAUUGAUUUUUACCUGGUUUUGUAGGUGAUGUGUUCACUUUUUAGCUUCAGUAUAAUGUAGGCCAGUAAGUAACAGGGGGAUCUGUGAGUUUGAGAGGCAGGAAUAAUGUCUUUUGACAGUCUCUGAUCCAGGGGACUUCAAACAAACACAGAGUCUGGGACAGUGUAGCUCUUUGUGACCACUUGUUCAUUCUGACCAGUUGCCUGAUAAUGCCACCUUCACUGUAACUAUGAAUUGAAAUGUGCAUUUUGUUCACUGCUCCUCUAUUCAGCGUUUUCUUCUACAGCAGAUGGCUUUGUUCAGAAAUUGCAGCUAGGCAGAACUGAAAAAAGGAAAAUGCCAGCAGUGAGAAUUUAAUUGUUGUCUCUGAAAACAACCAGUGCAACUCGGGUCUGGGCUGCCAGGAGGCAACAGUCGUUUGUGCUGGACGAGGUCUUCCCCACUACAUUGCAAAGCCCUUCUGGAGGAUGACCAAAGAUGCUGACCCUGAAGCAGCAGAAAUAGCAGUAUUCUCAGUUCCUCUGUACAAUGUAAUCAUUGUUUCUGGGAUGCAGUGUUGAAGGCUGCAGUGAUGUGUGCUGUGGAAAGAUGACUUGGUACUUCUUGCUUCCUCUGACCCAGAAUCUUUUCAGGUCCAACACACCACAUCAGGCACAAUUGGUUACCUCUGGGACUCAUCUUGCCCUCUGUGUGGAAACACACUCCUACAGUAGCUAGUGGUGUGUAUGGCUUUGUUUAGUGAGGAACCAAGAGUCCAUUAGAUUAAUGCUGCUCUCACUUCUGUGCCAUUUGUCUGCUGUCUUGGUCCAUCAGUGUUGAAAAGGCAUGCCGGGCAGCCUGAAUCUGUUCCAGUCUCAGUUCAGGUUUACUUGUAUUCUUCCUCUUUUUCCAUCCUAAAGUUUACAGGGAAAACUUGUCUAUCCUGACUAGCUAAGGUGACCCAAUAAUAGCUGCUUAUAUUUCCUUUCACCUUUGUCAGUACGUGGAUUGGUUGAUGGAGCAUGAAUAUGGGCAGUGUCAUGGCAUCUGCACUAGUCUAACCCAGAGCUGGGAUGUACUGGCUUUGCCUGGUCACCAGUAGCCCUUACUCCAGUGAUGUGUGGCUGCUCCACAUUGCUUGUCUUCUGGAGUUCCAGACAGCUGGUUCUAAAGCAACGUGAUCAUCUCACUAGCUAAUAUUCUGCAGUGCUGAGGGCCAUGCUGUCAUGUGCAGGAGAAGUGGGAGAACAUUCUGCUGGCCAGCUGUUCUGCAGCCUGUGAACUUGGAGCUCAAAUGUGCAAGUUGUGAUCCUCUUGGGCGGAAGUUACAGCAGUUGCAGGAGUGACCUUGAGUUAACAUCAACAGCUAACUAAUCCUGGAGUAAAUAGAAAUCUAUUAGUAAGGGUAGUCCAAUAACCGUAGUAUCAGCCUGAACUGGGACAUCUUUGGAUACCAUGUGUCAUAGAGCUGCACUUCUAGUUUGAAUCCCAGCAGUUGAACAGAUCUCAAAUGCUCCAUUUUCAGGAGAAGACUUGUCCUUACAUUUCACUUGCUGCAAAGCUGACUUUCUCAAAAGAGUAGUGAUCCUUAAGAGAAUUUUGAGGUAGCUCCUUGUGGGGCUGUUAGGUCUGUGUCCCUGCAGCAUGCCUAAGGAUCUCCCUGGGGAGCAGCCUAGGUAUAAUAUGAGCCCUUGGAUUUAGAGUCUUAUUUCUUCAUAACACAGGUGCGGUAUAUAUGCAUGUCAGCAAAUCCCCAUUGCAAACUUGAAGACUACAUUUCUUCUCAGCUACAAUAUCUCUUCUGUUGUUUUGAUCUGAGGCCUUGUGACAAAUGUCUAAAUCUUGUCUCAGAAGUGAUGACUGACUUGCUUAGAGUCGUCAUGUAGACAGCAGAAUGCCUUGUAGUAGCCUGGGGAUGCAUUUUGUCUCUCAAAAUCACAUGAGAAUCUUCCUGAUUAAGUAGCUCUGUUGGGCUCAGGAUUGUUACCAGUGGAGUGGACUCCUCUGUGAGAAUGACCAAAAACAAACCAAUUGCUCACUAGCAGGUGGUCAGACUAAUAAUUAUUCAAAGCACUUAAUGUACCAUAAAGUGUGUAUUUCUAAUUUACCUUGGUUUGGCUGUAUUUUAUAAAGUUGAUGUACUAAACUAUUUGAGAAUAAUAUUUGAUGCCUUGACUACUUAGAGAAUUAAAAUGUAUAUAGGUACAAAUAAAGUGACUAAAUCAUACUUGACUUAA
Pogoniulus pusillus (Red-fronted tinkerbird) is the source of this 9921-nucleotide messenger RNA. RefSeq names its product phosphoinositide kinase, FYVE-type zinc finger containing (gene PIKFYVE). The transcript has 42 exons. Gene Ontology annotation, cellular component: cytoplasmic vesicle; vesicle membrane. Bases 93 to 6437 code for a protein of 2114 amino acids. The record is from RefSeq and is a predicted model, not a curated record. Gene Ontology annotation, molecular function: 1-phosphatidylinositol-5-kinase activity; metal ion binding; 1-phosphatidylinositol-3-phosphate 5-kinase activity. NCBI's taxonomy places the organism in Eukaryota, Metazoa, Chordata, Aves, Piciformes, Lybiidae. Gene Ontology annotation, biological process: phosphatidylinositol metabolic process; neutrophil chemotaxis; melanosome organization.